Messenger RNA from Orycteropus afer afer, 603 nucleotides. It is a transcript of the gene RAB7B, whose product is annotated as RAB7B, member RAS oncogene family. The record is from RefSeq and is a predicted model, not a curated record. Gene Ontology annotation, molecular function: GTPase activity; GTP binding. The transcript has 5 exons. Gene Ontology annotation, cellular component: late endosome; phagocytic vesicle; lysosome. Lineage: Eukaryota; Metazoa; Chordata; Mammalia; Tubulidentata; Orycteropodidae. Gene Ontology annotation, biological process: phagosome-lysosome fusion; endosome to lysosome transport. The coding region runs from base 1 to 603 and encodes 200 amino acids.
AUGAAUCCCAAGAAGAAAGUGGACCUGAAACUCAUCAUCAUUGGAGCCCUGGGUGUGGGAAAGACCUCUCUCCUUCACCAGUAUGUGCACAAGACAUUUUAUGAGGACUACCAGACCACACUGGGAGCCAGCAUCCUCUCUAAGAUUAUCAUACUAGAUGACACAACUUUGAAACUACAGAUCUGGGACACAGGUGGUCAGGAGCGGUUCCGCUCCAUGGUAUCUACCUUCUACAAAGGCUCUGAUGGCUGCAUCCUGACCUUCGAUGUCACUGACUUGGAAUCCUUUGAAGCUUUGGAUACUUGGCGGGGUGAUGUUCUGGCCAAAACUGUCCCAAUGGAACAGUCCUACCCCAUGGUGGUGCUGGGCAACAAGAUCGAUCUGGCAGACCGACAGGUGACCCAUGAGGUAGCCCAAGGCUGGUGCAAAGAGAAGGAUAUCCCCUACUUUGAAGUCAGUGCCAAGAAUGACAUCAAUGUGGUGCAAGCCUUCGAGAUGCUGGCCAGCCGGGCCCUGUCCAGGUAUCAAAGCAUCUUAGAGAAUUACCUCUCAGACUCCAUCAGGCUCUCACCAGAUGACCAGUCCAGGAGCAGAUGCUGCUGA